Molecule: messenger RNA, 572 nt
Organism: Anoplophora glabripennis (Asian longhorned beetle)
Lineage: Eukaryota; Metazoa; Arthropoda; Insecta; Coleoptera; Cerambycidae
Exons: 4
Coding region: 35-445 (136 amino acids)
Source: RefSeq, a predicted model, not a curated record
UUUAUGUUAACUGUUAUUGCAAUAGUAUUUCAAAAUGAAGACAUCAAUACUUCUGUUUGGAAUACUUUUAUUAACUGUUAGUCAGUCAGUUUCUCACUUGAUAAAGAGAGAUACAGAAAAUAACAGCAUUGAAGAAAGCCAAUCACCGGGAUUAAAUCGGAUUCUGAAAGAUAUUUCUAACAGCGCUGAAAUAUUUAUGCAUUUGACUACGGGUGAGGCUAAUGUAGAAGAAUUUGUUAAAAGUUUGCAGAACCUUACGAAGGAUAUUGAAAAGCAAUUAUCACUUUUGAGUAUUGCAAGUGAAAUUCCUAUAUUUGGCAUUUUCAUAAAACCUUUCAUUUUACUUCUGCAGUCUUAUGUUAGCCGAAUUCCAGUACUUGGAUUCCUAUUAAGCCAAAUACUUGUUGGACCAAGGGAUCCACAACAUCGAGCACACACAAGUUGACUAUGAAAUGUGAUUAAUACCAAUGAUUUCUUUAAUGUUAUUACUCAUAUUAGAUAUAACUAAUUUUAAUAACUUCUUAUGAUAUGUAAGUACAUAUUAUUUUAUAAAUAAAUAUCCAUACGCACCA